Messenger RNA from Penicillium bovifimosum, 1404 nucleotides. Its product is annotated as glycoside hydrolase family 16 protein. Bases 1 to 1404 code for a protein of 467 amino acids. Gene Ontology annotation, molecular function: hydrolase activity, hydrolyzing O-glycosyl compounds; glycosyltransferase activity. The transcript is spliced from 3 exons. Gene Ontology annotation, biological process: carbohydrate metabolic process; fungal-type cell wall organization. The record is from RefSeq and is a predicted model, not a curated record. Gene Ontology annotation, cellular component: fungal-type cell wall. NCBI's taxonomy places the organism in Eukaryota, Fungi, Ascomycota, Eurotiomycetes, Eurotiales, Aspergillaceae.
AUGCGGUUCACUCUUGGUGCGGCUCUGAGCCUGCUGGCUUCCACUGCGCUGGUUGCUGCUCAGACAUAUACCGACUGCAACCCCACAGAGAAAUCAUGCCCACCUGAUCCCGCGUUUGGCCAAUCCGACAAGACAUUUGAUUUCACAAGUGGUGCAUCGGGGGCUUUUACAUCGAUUGGAGCUGUCACCUAUGACAAUGCUAAUGGCGCAACCUUCACCAUCUCCAAGCAAGGUGACGGACCACUGAUUCAGUCCGGCUGGUACAUCAUGUUCGGCCGUGUGGAGUUCAAGAUCAAGGCGGCAGCAGGAACCGGAAUUGUGAGUAGUGCAGUUCUGCAGUCCGAUGAUCUGGAUGAGAUCGACUGGGAAUGGCUGGGCGGCAACAACGCGCAAGUCCAGACCAAUUACUUUGGCAAGGGCGACACAACCACCUUCAGCCGUGGCGCUUUCCACGAGAAUCCCGGAAACCAUGAUGACUUCCACACCUACUCCAUUGACUGGACAAGUGACCAGAUUGUGUGGGCAAUUGAUGGGAAGACUGUUCGUGUUCUCACACCUGAGACGGCAGACAAUCAGUACCCACAGACGCCAAUGAUGAUCAAAGUUGGCGUGUGGGCUGGCGGCGACCCAAACAAUGCACAGGGCACGAUUGAUUGGGCUGGUGGUCGGACCGACUACAGCCAAGGCCCAUUCAAGAUGUACAUGAAGUCGAUGACAGUGACUGACUACUCCACCGGCACUUCGUACAGCUACGGCGACAGGAGUGGCUCAUGGAAAUCGAUCGUUGCGGAAGGUGGUAAAGUCAAUGGCAACAAAGGCGCUGAACCCGCGGCGACCCAGUCCGCACCAGAAAUCACUGCAACCGUCGACAGUGCCCCUGUCCCCUGGAGCGGAACCCACAGAGAGACGUCUUCCUGGGUCACUCCCGAUGUCUGGCCCUGGGUAGCUUCUGGCUCUCCCACGGCCUUAUCGACAGGAUACCAGUAUGAUUGGGAGUCUGCGUCUGGCCAAAACAAGCCACCAAGCGGCGGCUCAAUGAGUGAGGAUUCCCCCGCCUGCUCUCCAGCGUCUUUCUCAAGAUCAUCCGUUAAUACCGAGUCUCUUUCCUCACAGUAUACCUUCCGCUCUACGUCAGCGGCAUCGCCUUCAUCUUCGGUUGCCUUUUCCCACUCUGGCGUUGAGACCACGCAGGAAACCUCGAUCCCGUUGGUGACGCAGACAAUCUCUUCGACAGAAUCCACAACUGACACUACUUUUACUACAACGCUCCCUCAAGGCAUUGCGACGAAGGCUUCCGGUCUUCGCAGCACCCCAUCAGCUGGCAACGCAGAUAGCCAGGCCAAGGUUCCUGCUAUGGCGGGUGUCCUGUCUCCCCUGCUUUGUGGUAUUGUUGCACUGCUUUAA